CCUUAAAUGCCAACCUUGCCUGCCCAACCGCAGCAGCUGUUGAGAAUUGCACUGUGAAGCUGUUUGCAUUGGCACCGCGCUAGUCCCGGCAACCCCGCAGCCUCAUUACCCUGCCACUCCGCACCACCUCCACAACACACCGCAAGCCCAGCGCAGCCUCCACCUCCACCAGCAGCCGAAUGGCCUCCAACUCGCCCCAUAGCCGCCGGUGUCGCCGGCAGCAGCAGCAGCAGCCGCUGCCGGCCAUGCUACUGCUGGCGGCGGCGCUGCUGGCGGCGGCCGCGCCGUCGGCGCUGCUGGCGGCGGCCCAGUCCCUGCCCGACAAGGGCACGUGUGUGGCCACGGCGGCCUCGCAGCAAGACAACCUGAACGUGCUGGCGCCGUGUGUGGGCGGGCCCACGGCCUCCUGCUGCUCCACUGUCAACGGCUUCGCCGGCCCCGGCGCCCCGCUGGCCUACUGCCUGUGCUACCCCGACCUGCUGGAGCAGCUGCUGCAGACGGUGGAGUCCAACAGCCUGGCCCAGCGCUUCGGCGUCAACCGCAACCUCGUGUCCUCCGUGCUGAACUCGUGCAACAUCCCCAACGCCAACAACGCCGGCUCCUGCCCCGCCACUCCCGGCGGCGGCGGCCCCGGCGUGUCUGUCACCGCUCCCGGCACCACCGUCGGUGUGGCCCCGGGCGGUGCCACCUCCGUCACCGCCCCCGGCACCACUGUGAACGCCGGCCCGGGUGGCACCUCUGUCACCGCGCCCUUCACCAACGUCAACGUGGGUGGCCCUGGCAAGCCCGGCCCCGCCGCUGCCCCCGCCGGCGGCGCCCGCCCUGGCCCCGCGCCGCCGCAGCCUGCUUCGUCUGGCGGCCGCCCGCCCUUUGGCAGCCGCAUUGUCAAGGCGCUGGAGCGCUACUGCGACACCCACCCCUGGCACCCGGCCUGCAGCAAGUAGACGAACACGAACAGCCGUGUUUGUCCGGGUGUGCGUGGCCUAGACUGCAUGUGCGAGGCGCGCAUCACGUGUCCCACCGCAUGCGUUAGUUGUUAGGCCGCCCAGAGCCGCUCGAGGCAGCAGGGGCUGGGUAUGUGGUUCACGGGAGAACAGGCGGCCGUACAUAAAUUUGCGGUGGCUGAGGGGUGCUACUGCGGCGGCGACUGUCGGGGCCUGCGGUUUUCAUGUUUACAGUUUUGAAAGUUGCCGUAGCUUUUGAGGGACGUUACGACACCACAUCCGGGUGCGGUGACUGUGGCCUGGCGUGGCGACGGGGGCGAUGGCCUCCGUUGCACUUCAUCAUGACAGACA
Messenger RNA from Chlamydomonas reinhardtii, 1295 nucleotides. RefSeq lists its product as uncharacterized. The coding region runs from base 180 to 944 and encodes 254 amino acids. NCBI's taxonomy places the organism in Eukaryota, Viridiplantae, Chlorophyta, Chlorophyceae, Chlamydomonadales, Chlamydomonadaceae. The transcript has 5 exons. The record is from RefSeq and is a predicted model, not a curated record.